Molecule: messenger RNA, 4153 nt
Organism: Sciurus carolinensis (gray squirrel)
Lineage: Eukaryota; Metazoa; Chordata; Mammalia; Rodentia; Sciuridae
Gene: Tmem196
Product: transmembrane protein 196
Exons: 5
Coding region: 799-1356 (185 amino acids)
Source: RefSeq, a predicted model, not a curated record
UCCUAGACCCACGAAUACAUCAGGCUUUUCCCUCCUCCGUCAACCUAAAUUCCAAUGAGGUCAUAGCAAUGAGAGAGAGUCGGAUCAAGAGAGAGGGGGAGGAAGAGGACGACGACGAGGGAGAAGAAACCCAGACGGAAAGAGGCCAUCAGACAAGGUCGCUUUUUCUGGCGACACGGAGACUGCGAGGAGCGUGGUGCUGAAUACCAUCCGCCGGCUCCGCCAGGGGACCAAGAGACUCGUAGAAGCACUUUGCUUUACCACGAAAACAAAGGAGCGGAGGCGAGAGGGAGAGGCAGAGGGAAGCUCUGAGCAGCCCCCCUUGGAUCUCCGGGAAGCAAAGCUCAUUCUCCUCGGCAAGGAAAGAGAAGGGACCCGGAAAGGUCCGGGAGGCUAAAAAGGAAUAGGGUUUCCCUGCGGAGAUUGGGACACGGCAGAACUCUGGACAGCGCCUCUUGAGCGCGGGUUUGCUCCCAGGGCUCCCCAGGUCUGAAGCUCCUUGAAAGCCCUGCUACCGAUGUGAUCCUUUCUGGACUCUGACCACCAAGCCCAGGAAGAUCCAUCCAGGAUCCCUGUCUGAGCGUACCAGUGGGUGGAGCAGUUCUUUCGUCUCUGACCAAGACAGGGGAGAGGGUCUCGGUUCUGGAAAUCCAGUCCUUGCGGAUAAUGUUUCGCUGGUGAAGAAAGAAAAGUUUUAGGAUCUGGUAGGGGGUGGAAGGGGUAAGGAGGAUCGUGGAAGAAAGAAGGCGGAUGGUUGGUUUUCCUCUCUGAUCUGGAAGGAAUGAUGACCCAGGAAGGAUGUGCACCAGCGGCCAGAUUAUUGGGAGCCUCUUGGUGCUUUCCGUGCUGGAGAUAGGGCUGGGGGUAUCCAGCGUGGCCGUGGGGGCGGUCAGCUUCAGCCUGGCCCUCCGAGAGCACAAGCCGCAGCUAGGAGACUCGUCCCCGGUAUGGAGCGGGGUGUGUUUUCUUCUCUGUGGCAUAUGUGGGAUAUUGUGUGCCAAAAAAAAAUCAGGACUUGUCAUGAUCCUCUUCUCAGCCUGCUGUAUCUGUGGGCUCAUUGGGGGCAUCCUGAAUUUUCAGUUCCUUCGGGCAGUCACAAAGAAGACCUCAUCCCUGUAUCCUCUGCAUCUCGCCUCCAUGUCCCUGGCGUGCAUUGGGAUUGGGGGCUGCACCCUGUCUUCCUGGCUCACUUGCCGACUAGCCAGCUAUGAGCAGAGGAGGAUGUUCUCGGAAAGGGAGCAUUCCCUGCAUCACUCUCAUGAAAUGGCUGAGAAAAGAUUGAGGGCUAUUGAAAUAACCGACUUGCCCAGCUGCCCGGUGGUGCCCCCGACACCAGAGUUACCUACAAGGAAGUGACAGACAACAUGAGCAAUGGAGGACCACAACUGAUAUUUAAUGGAAGAGUAUAAUCAAUGUUUUUAGGAUGUUCAUGGGGCAAGGAGAUAUCAAGGGACUAGGAGAUAAAAUUAAAACAGUUCUUGUAUUUGCUUUUCUCUCUCCUGAACAUCCACUAAAAUUAUUCUUCAUCAAUUUUAUCUCACUUAUUCUUCGACCAUUUUUAUGCAGUGAAAACCUUUCCAGAAAUGCUCUAGUUUGAUCAUUUCAUCGUACUUUACAGAUUGUUCUGAAGAAGAAUUUUCAGGAAAAAAAAAAUCUACAUAAAACAGAAAUAAAAUUCAUAUUCUACACAAACAUUUGACUAGCAUGAGUAUUAGAUUUGUAAUUACAUAUUUCCUAUUGAGUAAUUAAAAAGUGAAAAUAACAAAAAAUACCAAUAACUUAUUGAUGUCUUUGUUUUGAAAGACGAUGGCUUCAAGAAUGCCACAAUUCAAAACCUCAGCAAUGCCUUGUUACAACAACAUUGUAAUUAUUUUCAAUUUGUGAAUGAACUAUAUUUCAUAACUUACUUGUAAACUAUAAAAACCCUAAAACAUAAAGAAGAGAAAUUUUUAGAAAGAGAAUAUUAAUCUGUAUGCUAUUUUUGCAUUUUUGCACAUGAGUGAAAAGUUAUAAGUGAAUACCAUAUGAGAAAAAUGUUUUGAUCACACUGUGCAGAUUAAUCUGCAUGUUCACAAAUGAGUUAAUAAAGUGUGUAUGUGUGUAUAUACUGUAAAUACAGAACAUAUAUCCAGCAUAUAUUUAUAGCUACAUGAAUGUAAACAGAUAGUAGAAAAGAAAUUGUGAUGCUGUGGGGUAUUUCAACACAGAUGGCAAGGUAAUUGCUCAAGGUUUUUCUAUGCCCACAAAAUCACAUAUUUAAUUUCAACUAAAAUUUUCCAUUUUUUUUCUUCAUAUCUGUUGUAUGUAUAUAACUUUGUGACUGAUAUUUAUGGAGCUCUGUGAUCUGAAUACAGUAUUAUAAAGAUAGAUUACUUAGUUUUUUGGCUAUUUUACUAUGAUCAUAGUACUUAUGUAAUAAUAAUUUCAAGAUUGAUUUAUAAUAAUAAUGUCAAACCAUAUCUUUCAUUUUUAUAAACAAAGGCAUUACAACUUAGGAUUACUUGUGAUAGAUCUCAAACACAAUUAAAUUAUACAGAAAACAGAUGAUGUAUCCUUCCGCAGUCUCCCCUUUAAAAACAAAAUUACAAUCAGCUUUGCUAUCCUUUAUUAAGGUGUUUUCUUUUUCUUCCUUUUAUUUAUCUAUUUAUUUAUUUUGCAGUACUGGGGAUGAAACCCAGGGUUUCAUGCAUAUCAGGCAAAUGCUCCACCACAGACUUACAGACCCACCCCUUUUUCUCUAUUCUCUUUUAUAAUGGGAAGAUAUGUAUCCAAAGGCUCUGAAGGAAAUAAAAAUAUGAAUGACAUUCAUAUAGCUACAUUCAAUACUUCUCUUCCAUAAUGGAAUGGUAAAAUAGCAACCAAUAUUGCAUAUGGGCAAGAAAAUAUUGUGGUCGUUGAGAAUAUAAACUCUGACAGAAAAUGAAGAAAUCUAAUGUUUUUAAAUAAAUAACACACUAUAUUGUAUAUUUUUAUUACUUCCCAACAUGUAUCAAUUUUUGUCAUUUUUUAUGAGUUACUUACUGAACCAUAGGUAAAAUUAAAAUCUUUACUAUCCAGCAUAAGAAUAUGUUGUAAUUUAUAAGGAAGAUAAGGGUUUUAAUUGUGCUAAAAAUAAUAAUUUGAUUUAAUGUACACCUGAAGGCUUUUAGUUUUAUAGCAACAUGAUUAUCAUUUAAACUGUUUAAAUUAGUUCCUUAAAAAAUUCUCUUUAUCAACUCAACAGUAACAACUGGACUCUAGUUUGAUAUAGUUUAUGAAGUUUCCCAACUCAUUGAGAUAACUUCAGUAUCUGAUAGAUUACACAUGUUGUCCAUAAAUGCAACCUCAAAUAGUGAAUCAACAUCAUCACAGUUCAUUUGAUGCCAAAAUUGGGCAUGGUUUUGUCACUGAAAAUCUGAACUAUAAAUGCAGAAAUUUUGUGUGUGUGCAGUUCUACUGAAUUUAUGCAAGGAUAUAGUUUUGUACAGAAAGAAAUAAACCACUGACACUAAUUUUUGGUGGCAUUUCUCUGUAGACAUGUUUGUACAAUACAGAAUUAUAAUACAUAAGUAGGUCAUUUUAACGCCUUUAAACUACUUCAUAAAACCACACAUUAAAAGACAAAAAUAGUAUAUCACUGCUUUGACAUAGAGUUAAAAAAAAUUGCAGUCAUCACAGUUAUCCAAAUAGUACAGAAUUAUGUUUAACCAAGUAUAGCUAUAUAUUUAAAUGCAAUUAUUUCAAUGCAAUGUUUUCAAGGCUCUGUGGAGUGAUAUAAUGUUUUCAAGGCUCUGUGGAGUGAUUUACUUUGGAUGUAUAAUGAUUCUUGAGAUAAGUAGGGGAAAUUAAAAAGACACUGUUCAAAUAAUUGAAGACUUAGUUUUGACAAUACAUUGACUAUGAACUAGUUUUUUAAGUGACUAUAGUUUUAGUAUGAGCCCAUUCAUGGGGGAAAGUAAUGUGAUAAAUAAAUUAGAAAAAAAUAUGUUAAAACAAUGUGGGGAUGUGGUUUGAAUACAAACCAGUGGAGUUAUUAUUAGCAUAAAAGAAUAAAAGUGGACUCUCCUUGAAAAUUUUAAAAACAUUUGUAUGCAUAUAUGUGUGUGUGUACACUCACACAAAAAGGUUUUGAAGUGGAAAGUGGUAUGAUUGUAGAUGCAUCUAUGUAAUAAAA